UCCACCUGCUUCAGCUUUGUUUGGAAAGCUGCUCCUUAUUGCUGUGCGUCACGGGUGUGCUCAGGAGCUGGCCAACCCAGCCAGUGCCCCUGCAGCACACUCCUCCCCGGAGAGUUCACCCUGCAGCCAUUCACACCGAGCAUGGAUGAGAGCAGCAGCUCUUCUGCAUCGCUUGGAGCACCCUUGCGGGUGUGGAACACAGUCAGAUGGGAAGAAGAGAGGCUGAAAGUGUUGAAAAAACCACUGGUGACUGGCGGCAACUGGGAUGGUCCCAGAGGUCUCCUGGGAUGGACUAAGCACCUCUUAAAGGACUGACUUAGAUGCUGCUGGCCUCAAUCUGCAGCUGGAGAAUCUGAAGCACUUCUGUCCCAUUCCACCAGCUUGGCCACACAUCUCCUCACAGCAGGGUUUCUUUGUGCUGGGGUCUGUUUAUUCUGGGCAUCUGUUACGACCCUCCUCAUCUGGGAAGAUGGUCAACAUCCUGUGCACGGUGCUGCACUCCCUCCUGAGCUGCCUCAUUCCCCCGGCCAACCUGCUGGUGAUUGUGGCUGUCUACCAGCUGAUGAGGAAGCAACCAGGCACCAGCUACAUCUACAUCCUCAACCUGGCCACCGCUGACCUGCUGGUGGGUGUGAUGUGCAUUUCUGAGGCGCUGGACGACAUCCUUGAUGGGGACUUUGACCGCAGCAAGUCCUUCUGCCUCCUGCGCAUCUCCAUGAGCAUGACGCCGUGCAUCGGCUCCAUCCUGACCCUGCUCCUCAUCUCUCUGGACAGGUACCUGGCGGUGAGGCUGCCGCUCUCCUAUCCCACCUUCCCAAAGAAAAUGCCUGUGGUCCUUUCCCUCACUGUCCUCUGGAUGCUCUCCUUCCUUUUUGGACACUUGCCUUUGAUCUUUCCCUCUCUCCAGCAAAGCAACUACACAGGUUACUGCGGGCUCCUCUAUGCAGCCAAGAGUGAGUAUCUCUACACGAUCUGCUUUGGCAUCUUUGCUCCGUCCCUGCUGGUGCUGGUGUGCCUGCACGUCUCGGUGGGCAGCAUCGCCUACCUGCAGCACAAGCGGCUGCAGCACGCCUGCGCCCAGGCUGGGAGCCUCCGCUCCCGCCUGCGCCACUUCAAGGCGCUGCGGACCGUGCUCAUCGUCAUCAUCGGCUUCAGCCUCUCGUGGGGGCCGUACCUGGUGGGGGGCGCUGUGCAGGCCGCCUGCAGCUCCUGCAACCUGUCUGACCCGCUCAAGGACGCCUUAUUCCUGCUGGGCGAGACCAACUCCCUCAUCAACCCCCUUGUCUAUGCCCUGCACAGCAAAGACAUCAGAAGCCACCUCGCGAAGCUGCUCAAAUGCAGGGCAAAGGGCCAAGUGAAGCCCCUGGCUUCCAACGUCCGAACCGUGGGGAGCUGGGAUGGAGGCUGGCCUGAGGCACCCGGAUCAUGAGGCAUCCAUGUCCCGCUGCCUCUGCCCGCACUCCUCCUGUGGUUGUCGGGCCCCUAGCAGAGGGUGACACAUGGUGCUGUGCGGGUGUGAAGUGGGGCCUUCCUGGUCCAUCAGCUGCUCACGAGCUGCUGCCAGGGGCUGCAGCUUGUGCGUGCCGUCUGGUAUCUGCAUUAACGGCCCACUGUCCCCCCAUCCCAGCACUGCUGAGGCAGUGCCUUGGGAUUGCUUUGGGUGAACUGUGGCCUUUUGUCUCCCUCUGCAUGGGAGAAUCGCUGUCUCAUAGCUGCAGCAGGCUGAGCUGCCGUAAGGCGCUCCCUCCAGGGAAGUCCGGACAUGCCGGUGGUGCAAUGUCCUCAGCAAAUGCUGGCUGCGCAGAGAGGUGCCUGGGCAGGCAACCUCUGAGUGAACACCUCUUCCCUGCCUUCCUGUCACAGGCUGUGCCUUAGCUAUGCUCUGCUUGUUUUCC
This is a messenger RNA of Cygnus olor (mute swan), 1895 nucleotides long. RefSeq names its product glucose-dependent insulinotropic receptor-like. Lineage: Eukaryota; Metazoa; Chordata; Aves; Anseriformes; Anatidae. The coding region runs from base 470 to 1429 and encodes 319 amino acids. Gene Ontology annotation, molecular function: G protein-coupled receptor activity. Gene Ontology annotation, biological process: G protein-coupled receptor signaling pathway. Gene Ontology annotation, cellular component: membrane. The transcript has a single exon. The record is from RefSeq and is a predicted model, not a curated record.